AUGGACUCUAACACCUUUUUUAGUCUUGAAUCCUUGGGAAUAAAAAAGUGUGAAAAAGAAUUGGUCUCCUUUGAUAAAGAACAAAUUGACAGAUUUAGAGAGGGGAUCUCUUUUGAUAAUGUAUUUUAUCAUGUAGAAUUGCCCUGGUAUACUGAUAAAAUUGACAGCGUCCCAUCUAAUCAUUUUGUUUCACUUAAGGUAUUAGACAGAACAGUAGAGUAUUUUGGUAAAAAGGGUAUCAUUGACAAAUACCAGGAAGUUUUUGAUAAACAACUCGAGGAUGGUAUAAUCGAGGAAAUUAAAGUAAGUCCUUCUGACUAUCAUAAGUAUAUAUGGAUUCCCCAUAGACCAGUUAUAAAAUUAGAAGAGCAAGUUACCACAAAAAUCAGGCCAGUAUUUACUGUUCUUUCAAAAACUUACAGGGAAUUGCCUUCACUUAAUGAAGCAGCUUAUCCUGGGAUAGAUUUAAUGGGCUCAAUACUGAAAUUGCUCUUUUACUUUAGAACUAAUAAAUAUGUAAUGAUAAGCGACGUCAAACAAGAUUUUUUGAUGAUUAAAUUAAAAAAUGAAGUGGACAAAAAUAGAUUUUGUUUCUUUUGGAAACGGGGAAAUAAAUUAGUAUCUUAUCGCUACAAAGCAAUAGUUUUUGGUUACACUUCUUCACCUUUUAUAUUAAAUUUUGUUAUGAAACAUCUCGCAGAAAGUUAUCCUGAUGAUAAGUGUAAAGAAAUAUUAACUAAUAACUUUUAUGUAGACAAUCUUCUUAUAACUGGUAACAACAUUGAUGAAAUGAAAAAUUUGUAUAGGUAUCCAGCUAAUGAUAGGAUGGAACAAGGGGGCUUUAUUUUAAGGUCUUAG
Molecule: messenger RNA, 858 nt
Organism: Macrobrachium nipponense
Lineage: Eukaryota; Metazoa; Arthropoda; Malacostraca; Decapoda; Palaemonidae
Exons: 1
Coding region: 1-858 (285 amino acids)
Source: RefSeq, a predicted model, not a curated record